AUGAGUCACAACACAUCUCUCUUGUUGGUACUUCUUCUUGUAUAUGUUUCUUCCUCCAAUUCAAUUUCAAAGGAAGUUGUUGAAAUCGAUGUUAUUUGCCAAAAAGCUUCCAAUCCUUCAUAUUGCUCGAACAUUCUCAACUCAAAGCCCGGUGGAGCAAAAUGUGUAAGUCUUGUAGAUCUCGCAGAUUACAUAAUUGACGCCCUUAUUGACAAUUCGACAAACACAAAUAUGCUCAUAUCCAGAUUGAUUGAUCAAAUUGGCAAUAAUGAUACCGAAAUAAACUAUUAUAGUAAGUGUAAAUCAAAUUUUAUUAGGGUUGAUGGUGUCAUUUAUAAGCUUAUAUAUGCAUCAAGAGAUUUGACGGACAUGCAGUAUCCGGCCAUGGUCAAAGGUAUAGAUAUUGUUAUGGAAUACGUUCUUGAAUGUAUUGAUAGUUUGCAUCAACAUAAAACCAGCCCUUUACUUGCAAAUGAUGUUGAAGUUCUUCGACAAGGUAUUCAAGUACUUCAAAUUAUAGCAAAAUACUUAAAUUAUGGAUAA
This is a messenger RNA of Vicia villosa (hairy vetch), 543 nucleotides long. RefSeq lists its product as uncharacterized. The transcript has a single exon. Gene Ontology annotation, biological process: negative regulation of catalytic activity. NCBI's taxonomy places the organism in Eukaryota, Viridiplantae, Streptophyta, Magnoliopsida, Fabales, Fabaceae. Bases 1 to 543 code for a protein of 180 amino acids. The record is from RefSeq and is a predicted model, not a curated record. Gene Ontology annotation, molecular function: pectinesterase inhibitor activity.